This is a messenger RNA of Gracilinanus agilis (Agile Gracile Mouse Opossum), 10575 nucleotides long. RefSeq lists its product as uncharacterized. Gene Ontology annotation, biological process: lipid transport. Lineage: Eukaryota; Metazoa; Chordata; Mammalia; Didelphimorphia; Didelphidae. The transcript is spliced from 59 exons. Gene Ontology annotation, molecular function: lipid carrier activity. The record is from RefSeq and is a predicted model, not a curated record. The coding region runs from base 1 to 10575 and encodes 3524 amino acids.
AUGAUUGAUAUUAUUGAAAAAUACAUGAUGAAGUUUAUUCUAUGUAGAGAAGUGGUCAUCAUUACUCGUCCUGGUGGACUCUCCUUCUCCAAAGGUACCUGGUACAGUUAUCGAUACUCCACCAGCAGCAGUACCUCUCUGCAGGCCACUGGGACACAGAAGAGCAGUGUGGGACUUGAGGGUUUGGUGAUUCUGGAUGUUAUCAGCAGGUGCCACAUGGUCCUGUGGCUCCAAGACAUCCAGAUUAAGUCUUCUCUGGAAUCCAAGGAAGAGCCUAUAAAGGAAUCAGAAAGUCUGAGGAUGACUUUGGAAAAGUUCCCACUUGCCUUUGUGUUUCGUGAUGGAAAGAUUCCUAAGGUCUGCCCCCACCGAGGAGAUCCAAGCUGGGUCGUAAACAUCAAACGUGGUGUCUUAAGUCUCCUUCAGACCAGCCCUGGAACCACCAUUCCAGAAAUCAUUGAUGAGAUCGAUGUCUUGGGAAAAUGCCCUACCACAUACACACGAAAAGGUUCCCGACUCCUGAAGACAAAGGACUUAACCCAGUGUUCUCUCCGACACCAUGGAUUUACUUUUCUUCGGUCAGAAGUUCUUCCAGGGAUGACAUCCUCGCAGCCGAGCUUGGUUUCAAAGGUGGAAUGCUACCAGAGUUUCCAGGAAGGUCUGCUAGAGGAGACAAAAUGCACAGAGUUUGACGUAGUUGGACCCUUCUCUGAGAAAGGGAAUGGCGUGCAGACCAGGACACACUCCACCCUGAGUCUGCUGCAUGUGAAGCCCCAGGCUCCAUCCAACAAAGAUUAUGGACAAUUUUAUGUGAGCAAUCUGCUGUACGAGUGGGAAGGCCUGGCCACCCAAACCCAGGUAGCUGAUGUAGCCGAAUCUGUGAGGAAGUUGUGCCUGGCUCAGGCUACAAGUUUUGAGACUGCAGAACUCUUCAUGGAUCUGGUAUUCGAGCUGAGGGGCUUGUCUGCCGACUCGCUGAUGGAUCUCUGGCGAAGAUCUUCAUUUAAAUGCAGAGACAAUUGGCAACCCCUGGUGGAUGCUCUGCCCUCUUGUGGAACAGAAGCUUGUAUUGCCCUCAUGAAGGAGCUCAUCGUGUCUGGAGAUGUGGAAAACGAUGAGGCAGAAUCAUUCCUCUGGUCCUUGGCAUUUGUCCCUCAGCCCACAUCUGGCAUGGUUCAUUUACUGCUGCCUUUGCUGCAGUCCCCAGGAGUGAGUUCGAGUGCCUUCCUCACCAUCUCUGCACUUGUACACAACCUGUGCAUGGCAGGUGGAGUCUGUGAGCGACUCCCAGGAGUGAGCUCAUUCAUGCAGAUCCUUCGAGAAGCCUUAGGAGAGAGCUGUAGCUCUCAGGGGUCCAAGGACACUGGCCGGCUCCAGCUCGUGUUGAAGGCCAUUGGCAAUGCAGGCUUGGCAGCAGCCCCUCUCACCCCGGUCCUGAGCUCCUGUGCAGCCACAAAGAGCAAUGCUCCUGAAAUACGGCUGGCUGCAAUCCAGGCCUUUCGGAGGAUCCCUUGCUCUGUGAACCGCUCUGGACUUGCUCAGCUAUACCAAGCCACUGAAGAAGAUGCUGAAAUCCGCAUGACUGCCUACUACUUCUUUAUGAAAUGUCCCAGCGAGGAAACAUUUGCCUUGGUGCGUGAAACCCAGGCAGCAGAGAAGUCCAGCCAAGUGGGAGCCUUUGUCUGGAGCCACCUCUCUCAGCUGCUGGAGACUGAUGACCCCCUCAAACGUUCCCUUCGGGACUCCCUCCCUGAUGAUAUCCUCAGCCAGGAAUUUGAGGCCGAGACGUGGAAACAUUCCUCCUAUUCAGAUGUCACCUUUCACUCAGCCUCUAGCAGUAUGGGUGCCAAUCUGGAAGCCAUCCUGCUCUUCUCUCCAGCCUCCUUCCUCCCCCAAUCCAUCAUGGCCAACCUGACCAUCCAUGUCAUGGGCCAUGCUAUCAACAUUCUGGAGCUUGGGCUCCGGGUAGAGAAUGCUGAAAAGCUGGCUUCCAGGUGGUUUGGUAGAAAACAAGCAAUGGCAGCAUUCUGGGAUGAUGAGGAGAAGGGUGAAACCAGACCAGAUACUGAUGUGGAUCUGGCAGAUGGAGUCAAUGAGAUGAAGUCUGGGGCAGGGUGCCCAGGUGGGGGACAGAUGAAGGAGCUCCAGGAGAAGGUGACUCAGAGGUGGGGGAAGAGGAGGGACCUGUGGUGUGGUCUCAGUCUGAAAAUCUUUGGAAAUGAGCUUAGCUUUGUGGACUGUGGAGCUGUGAGAAGCCACAUGAAGAGGUACUCCCUGAACUUGGCUGAACUGACUGUCAAGCUGCUCAAGGGUCAGGAGGUGCAGAUUAACAGGAGACUGAGCUUGGCAACUGAAGAGCUCUCCUUUCCAACGGUGUCCGGCCUCCCCAUGCAAGUAGCCUUGAACGCCUCGGCUGCCAUCAAUAUCCGUAUUCGAGGGACUGUGGACUUCAAGCAACUCUCAGAUUUCUCUGUGGAGGGUUAUAUCAAGCCAAGUGCCUUAAUACAGAUCGCAGCUCAUAUGGGUGUAGCAGGCUUCCUGGGGAAAGCAGGGGUGAAGUGGGUGACUGGCAUCCGAAGUUCCACCAGCCUCGAUGGAGGAGUCACAGUGAAAAGGGGACAGGAGCUCAAGAUGUUCCUGAAUACUCCUGAGGAAUCCAUGGAACUGGUGAAUUUCAGCUCCAAGCUGUACCUCACAAAUUUGGAUGGUGUGAUGACUGCUGACCGAUUAAACAGCCCUUCAGAGAUACAAUCAUGCACUGGAGAAGAAGCAUCUCACAUUUGGGGCUGGCAGUUAUGCUCCAAAGUGUCUUACCCAGCCUGGGACCAGCCUUUCUCUCUUGCUGUGCCAAUAGCGGCAGCAGUGACAUUAAAGAAGCAGGACAAGGGACUGAGACAGUACCUGCUAGAAGCUGCCUAUGCUUUUAUACCUCAGAAGGACAGUUGGAUCCCUGAAGAAGCCACCAUCCAUUUCUUUAUGGGCACCCCAAAGUCAGAACGCCCCAGGGACAUGGGUGUGGAUCUCAGCUUCAGUGUGCCUCAGAAGAAGCUCCGAAUCAAGCUACUUCAUCCCAAGAAAAAAAUCAAGGUGGAUGGAAAAAUUGAUUCUCUCCAGAGUACCCGCUUUGGCCACCUGGAAAUGAUCUUGGAUGACAAGGAUGUAUAUUACAUCAAGGGGCUGAGUGACGUACAGACCUCCAGAGGGGAACAGAGAUAUGAGACUCAGCUGGAGGCAAAGCUGAUCAGAAGAGGCAGCCCUGUCAUUCUCAUGGGCAACAUUACCAAACAAAUGGGCAGGAAGAUGACAUUUUCAAUGUCCCUGAUGAAUGUGCUGAAGGACAAAGCCUUCUUGUCAGCAAUCCUGGAGAAGAAGGCAGAGGAUGGAUUCCAGCUGUAUGCACUCGAAGGAGAAGUCUAUCUUCCAGAUAUUGUGGGUUUCCAUGCCAUUGGCCUGUUGCAGCAAAGAGGGAGCCUCUGGACUAAUGCCCUGAGGAUAAAAUAUGGGCUUUUAGGAGAGGCCAAGCACCUCCAGCAGGAAUGCAAUGCCGGCCAGAAGCUCAAAGUGGAGAACCGUCCGGAGGUGUACAAGCUGGACUUGGGGCAUGAGUUUCAUUGCACUCAGGUUCCCACGUAUAAUCACAAGGUUCAACUGCAGCAUGAGGAGAGUGUAUCCCGUCUACAUUCCAUGUUGGAAGUGAGUUAUGGGAAGCACUGGGAUGAGAUCAACAAUCAAAGGAAGCUCCGAGUCAGCCAGACCUUCAAAAAUGACUCUGGCCCAGCCCUGAGCAACUAUUUCAUGGAGUUCCUGCUGCAGAUACCAGAGAGGCAGGUGGAUUACCGAACCCAACUCCAACAUUCCAGCUUCUCACAGGGCCAUGUGGAGAGCAGCACUCAUCUGAAGGUGCAGUAUAAUGGCCGCCUGCCCUUCGUGGCCGGCCUCCAGUGGAAGGACAUGUCUCAAGGUCUUCUGUGGAAAUGGGAAGGUGUGUUGAAUUUGGAUACGCCCUGGCUGCUGUUGUCUCUGGCUCACAGACUGCACCAACCUCACCGGGCUAUGUACCAGGCUACUUGGGAGCUGACGGGAGGGAAGGCCUUGUCCAUCAGGAACCUGGUGGUAGAGCUGUCAUGCAAAGACAAAGUCCGAGACAAAGAAGGCAAAAUCCGCAUUUACACGCCAACCACCACCUACCUCAGGGGAGUAGAGAUACAGAGAAAGGCCUUUUGCAGAAGCUUUGAGCUGAAGGAAACUAGAGAAAUCGGGCGUCAGAGACACCCCUUAAAACUGCCCAUCCCUCAGAGCCUCCUCCUGCAAGAGACAUUUACUGCGGACAAAAGUCAAAAGCACUACAUGUUGGAGACCAAAGUCUUGGUGAACGGGCUGGAAGAAUGCCUACAGACCCUGACCCUGGGCUACCAGGCUGACCGCCCCUAUAUCUGUGCUACUCUGACUCAUCCGUACAACAGCAAGGUCAUCCCCAAGAGCAUAGACACGUGUGUGGUGACAAGGAUUCGACAAAACGCUAACCAGGAGGUGGAGGCUGCUUUGAAAGUUAAUCAGAAGGAUGUCCUCUACUUGAAAGGAAGACACCAUAACAGGUCUAUGGAAGGAGAUUUCCAUCAUGGUCUAAACUUGGAUUUGACCCAUUCAACUCAGCUGAGCAUUCCCCAGACCCUGGGUUUAAAUGGUGAGAUCUUCUUCAAGCAACGGCCACUGGGAGAGUUUGACUGUGGUAUAACGGUGCAAGCUUCUGUCAGCCAGAAGGUCACAUCGCAGUUCUUGCUUCAGUUGAAUGGAUCCAAGUCUCAUUUUGGGGUUUUCUCCCAACUUAGCCACCCUGCCAGGGUGACAUUUCCUCCAAAUUUCCAGGUCCAGGCUGCUGGCAGGCUUUACAAAGAUGGAGGCAUCAAUGGCUCCUUGUCUGUGCAUGCCUCAGGGAAGGAGCUAACUGUGCUAGAGGCCAGCAUGAGCAGAGAGCCCAGGAAGAGCUCCAAGGGCUGGGAUGUGAGCGCUGUCUUCCGACAAGCCAUCCUCACUGAGCCCAGAGCAGUGAGGCUACAGCUGUCCAGCAAGAUCACUCCAGCAAGGGUCUGGUUCUUUACUAAGAUGAAUCUCAAUCAGAACAAUGUCCAGAUGUUUUUCACAGGCUUCAAGGAACAGAAGGUGGGACCCAUCCUGUCCCUGAAGGGCAGAGUCCAGCACAACAUUGACAGUUGGGGGGCUGUUCCAAAGCUCCUCGACCUCACUGGAUCUCUCAAACAGAAGAACCACAGCAAUGAGGGGAACCUCAGUAUCCUCAUUGAUGAUGCCAUGUUCGGGCUCCGUCUGAGGGACAAACACAUGAUGGGCAACAGCAGCACCCGCAGUGUGACCUGUGUGAUGGUUCAGAAUGGCAGUCAGGCCCUCCCUGGAGAGCUGAAGCUGAGGGGACAGCUACAGAGCCAGCCUGAUGGCUUUCGUGGCCAUGCCACCUUUCAUGCAGAUGAGACUGUUUUGUCCCUGGGCACAGCCUGCAUCACAGCUCCUCCGCACAGGCAGCUCUCUGCCAAUCUGGCCCACAACAGUAGCACUUUAAGAAAUGCAGGACUGCCCACUAAUGGAGAGAUUCUGUUCUCCCAUACCUACCUUGCUCCCAACCACCGGCUGAUCCUGGGGGUGCAGAGCCCCAGCAGCCGUAUGGAUGCUGCCUUCAGAGUAGAAGGCCCUUCGGGGGAAUUCCCAGAAACCCGAAUCACAGCAAACUUGAGCCAUAACUCGGAGGACUUCAGGCAGCUUGGUAUCCCUUUUUCAGUUGAAGGAGAUUGUUAUUACCAGAACUCUGGCUCCAGGCUGGUGGCUAGCGUGAAGGCUGGUUUAGAUGGUGAGCACCUUUGGAUGGCGCUAGAAAGAAAGAAAAAUGGAAGCAGUUCAGAAGAGGUAGUUCUGGGGCUACAGCACAGCAUGGCUGGACUCCUUGGUGUGGUGCCCUCCCGGCUUCAGGUCAGCUGCAGUGGUGAGACCUCCUCCAGCCAGCUCUCCGGUCACUGCAGGGGAGAUGUCUCCCGCCAUCCCUUCGAGGUACAGACUUCCUUCUCAACUAUGGGGUUCCGUAGAUGCGGUGCGCUGAGGUUCAACUACUGCCAGGAUAGCCUGAGUGUGGGUGGCUGUCACGGGAGAGGCCACAGGCAGGAGGUCACGGGAGAUCUGGUGCACACAUUCUCCUACCUCGGUUCCCUUUACAUCCCAAGAGACAUGAAGGUCAGAGCCUUGCUCAGGAGUCAGCCCGGGAGGCUGAAGGCCAGACUAAACCUAACGGCAGAAGGACGGGGGAUCCACACCCACUUGCAUGUCCAGAAUAAGCCAGGGUUCAGAAAGUGCAGAGUGGCUUCUUCCACCCGGGGAGACGCAGAUGCACCGUCCUUCCGCUGCACAGCAGGGAUGCGGGAGUUUCCCAAGUCGUGUGGCCCUGGGUUUGAAGGGCAUAUCCGUGCCUCCCUUGACAGACAGGGAGGGCUACUCUCAGUAAGGACUCAAGGGCAGGGCUGGGGCAUUGCCAAGGUCAAGUUACUCCAAGCCCCGUCGCCGAACCUGAAAGCACGGAACUUAAGCAGGAGGUGGUCAGUGGCAGUACACUCGAAAGCAAAAGCUGGAAAAAUGAAGGGCAGCUUGGAAGUUCGAAGCAACCAGGAUUCCUUCCACACAAGUGGGAUUAUCUGGCUGCUGGACCACGGGGCCAGGAUAAACUGGACUUGGGAGCACCAGUGGAGUCGGCUGAAGACCCUCCCUGUGCCUUCAAGUCUCCAGCUGGCGGGGUGGGUGACCCACGGUCCGACCUUGCUAGUCAGUAAGGUCCGAAUGGCUGUGGGAGGCCAGCCACUGAGCGUGGAACUGCUGACCUCUUGGGGGAGGAAGACAGAGCUACAGGCGCUGCUUCAUCACGCCAUCCCAAGCUGGCUGCGGACUGGCAUCCCCGAGAGAAACUGGCUCCGUGGAUCAGCUCAGCUUGGGGGUCGGGCAGACCUGAGCCUGGAGGUGCUGAGCGGAGCCUGCAGGGUGUCCGGGAUGGGGCGACGAGGGAGGAAGCUGCCCGGGCAGUGGGAGCUAGCUCUCCGUGGUCACUGCCCCUACUUCCAGAAUCCAGCCGUGAUGUCCCUGAAUGGUUCCCUUCUGGCACAUGGCUGCAAGGCCAGCCUGGUUGGACACCUCUCUUCUGGCGAAGACUUUACGCACAUCUACUUCCACACCUUCUGUGGAUUCCACAACCACUUGGAAGCUCGACUUCAGCAUUCCUGGCCUCUACUCAAGGGACUGGGCAUUGCCAGAGAAAACCAGAUCAGGGUGUCAACUACAAGAGGAGAUUCACCAAGGGCACUGCUUCAAUUGACUACAGGUCCAUGUUCUGUGAUGGCAGAUGGAGAUGUCAGGACGGAAAACAACACGACUCACACCAACUGGACCUUUUCUCUGGGAAAUCAUUGCCCUAUACUGGAGAAAGCAGGCUUUCCCCAGAGCUUAGCCACAAGGGGCUCCCUCAGGGUUGGACCCUGUAGUGGUGACCUCACCAUGGCCCUCCAGAGCGAUGGAGGAGAUGCCCACAUGCACUUAGCAAGUUCCUGCAGACAAAAGUCCUUGGUGCAAGGAAGCCUCCAGCACUCCUUCGGGCCCCUCAGCCGCCUGGGGCUGCCCCCCAGCAGCGCCAUCCAUCUGCAGGCAGGGUUGGACCCAGAUCCACAAAGCUCCUUGACUCUCCAAAUUGGGCAGUGCCAGCUUCAGGGCAGUAUGGAACUGCAGCCCGGGAACAAAACCCAGUGGGUGCUGGAGACAGAGAUGGAUUGUGAGCUGCUACAGGAGCUCGGGAUCCCCUCCCAGAUACGCGUCAAUGGAUCCGCGCAAGUGGGGGGCUGCCAGACCAAGCUGCUCUGCACCCUGAUGACGGCGGGUGGCCGGGCAGCCUACUUGGAGCUCCGGGGAACGUGCCAGCCCCAGCUCACCAUCCGGGCCGCACUCCGGCACAACUUGCCGGCGCUCUGGCCCGUUCCGGAGGAGACCAAGCUGUCUGUUCAAGCUGGCAAACAGGCCAAGUACCAGCUGGGCCUGGAGCUGAGAUCCGGAACCUGCGAACUCCAAGCCAAUGGGGAUCUGCAUCUGGAGAAGAGAUUCCAAUGGAGGGUGCUCGCAGAGAACUCGUGCCCAGCGAUGCAGGCUCUUGGAGCCCCAGGUAGGAUUGAUGGCUCAGGCUACGUGGUGGUGAACAGUGUGGAUCUGGAUGCCCAGAUGUUGGUCACUGUGGAUGACAGCACCAUCCGAGGGCUCCUCAUCCUAAAGGCCACUGAGACACACCAAGAACUAGACAUGCUCUUCACCCACAACUUCCCUGACAGUGUCCACUUUGGCAUCCCGGCUCGGACCCUGCUGGAUGUGACCACAGUGAGAAAUAGUCACAGUUACAGGAGGACUAUCCGAUUUGGCAUGGACAGCAAACAGAUUUCUGAAGAACUCAGUUUCACUCAACAAUCAGACUAUGUUUCUCUUGACUACAAAAUCCGACACAAUGUCCCAGCAUUGCAGGCACUGGGGGUGGAAGACAGGAUAGAACUACAGGUCUCUCUGGAUCAGCAAGCAGCCAAGAACUUGAGUGGCAGGGCCCAGUAUGGCUUGGGCAUCAUCAUCUUUGGCGGCCAAAGCCGAAGCAGCGUGGCCAGACAGUCCUGGUCAGGGUCCCUUUGGCACAACUGGCCUGUGUUGUUGCAGUGUGGACUCCCAGAAUCGCUUCAGCACGAGCAUCGCUUAAAUCCCCAUGGUGUUCUGGUACCACAACUGCUGACCCUGGGCUCCCCCUACCAACAGGGCCAAGACUCCCCCAACCAGGGGAGAAGUGGCAGCAAGAUGUUCGUGAUGUACCUCCAAGGAACCAGUCCCAACAUGGACAGCUCUGUGAAUAUUCUGGUGGGGCAGACCUCUCUCAACUACACCAUGAGCUGUUCUUACACUGGACAGCAAAUGGCAUUCUCCUGUUGGAGCAAACAUAACAGCUCUGCUCUGAGGCUGGGAACCGGCUACCCAGAAGUGGUUGGUCUCACUGCAGUGCUGCGGACACAGGAUAAUCGAGAUGUUGUGGGGUAUUCAAAUAAUCACCGAUAUUACACAGCUGGCUGGGUCCUCCAGAUGUCCCAGGCUGCUGGGAGAACACUACAGGCUGGGGGGAAAGCUGCAGCUGGACUGUGGAGGCAAAGCUCAGCCAGGCAGGUGCUGAGACAUCACCUCCCCCUGCACCUGGAGAGGCUCCAGAGCAUCAUGGAACAGACACAGAGUGAGCUGCAAAAGCCGCUGGCCACGCUGAAGGCUGCCUACUACGAAGUCACGCUCAAACCCCUGGACGAGGUAUGGCAGGAGAGAACCGAGGAGGCGAUGAGGAGGAUACAGGCUUACGUGCCUUCAGGGAUGAAGGACACCUGGCUCAUGAGGCCCAUCCUGCUGUCUUUGCAAGCUGUGAAGGGGGCCCUGGAUCUGGCUGCCCACCAGAUACUAAAGUGGGCAGAAGCCAAAUUCUCCAAAGCAGUCAGAAGAAUCCGGAAACCUUUGUCCAGUAUUUACAGCUUCUCUGCAAGGAACUGCUCCGUGGUGGUGAGGCUUCCAGUGCUACCAGAAGGGGACCAGCCAAUGAACCUGGCCAAGGUGACCAAUUACCUCAUCGAGGAGAAGUUGCUGCAGCCACUUCGUGAGCUGUAUGGCGUCAACCUCCUGGCAGAGUACUAUGGAAUCAAGCAUCGGCUCCUGGAGAACCCCUUUGAGCACCACGCCGUGAUGAUUGGGGACAGGCACGUGGUGACAUUCGAUGGGCAGGUCUAUGACCUUACCUCCAAAUGCAGCCUGGUGCUCGCCAAAGACUUUGCUCACAACUCCUUCAUGUUUGUACUGAACCAGUCAAGCACAGGCCCGAGAUCCCUCUAUGUGGAGCUGAAUAACACGGCCUUCAUCAUCUAUCCAGGGCCGAAGGGCUACAACAUAUAUGAGUCUUCCUUGAUGGGAGAGAAUUGUCUGAGCUUGGAUCCACUGCCUGCCAAGGUCAGAGUCAAUGGGAGGAAAGAAAUUCAUAGAAUAGAAUUGUCCAAUGAGAAUGGUGCAGUGAUCUCCUGCGACAUUCAUUCUGAUCUCUGUAGUAUGACACUGGAUGGCUGGAACCAUGGUAAGUCUUGGGUGGAUGGUGAGUGCAGGGCCCAGAGGAAGAGAGAAGAGGUCUGUCUCAGGGCUUCUUCUUCCAGACUCUGCAAGGCAUUCUUUCUGGAUGCCCAUUCUGAACUCCGGAAUUGCUUCCGAGUGGUGGAUCCUGCCCCAUUCUACCGCAUGUGUGUCCGGGACACCUGCGAGACAAGUGAGCUCCAGGCAGCCUGCAGAAUGGUCUCUGCCUACAUCCACCUAUGCAGUAGAAGCUUUGUUCCUCUGGGAACUCCUCCUCCUUGCUAUGAACAAAUCCUCUUGGCCGCAGCAACUCAUGGAACCAUCCCCAAAGGCACAGAGGAAAUCGAAUCAGAGAUCACUUGCAAGACGGAGGUGUUUCAUUUCACAGCAGGGCUUCAGAUAGAAAUAAGGAUUGAAUAA